Molecule: messenger RNA, 1065 nt
Organism: Auxenochlorella protothecoides
Lineage: Eukaryota; Viridiplantae; Chlorophyta; Trebouxiophyceae; Chlorellales; Chlorellaceae
Product: COBW domain-containing protein 1
Exons: 7
Coding region: 1-1065 (354 amino acids)
Cellular component (GO): cytoplasm
Source: RefSeq, a predicted model, not a curated record
AUGCAGGACACGCGCACCCCAGUGACCAUUAUCACAGGCUUCCUGGGAUCCGGGAAGACCACCCUGAUUAACCACAUCCUCACGAGUGAUCAUGGGAGGAAAAUCUGCAUCAUCGAGAAUGAGUUCGGCGAGGUGAACAUUGACAAUGCGCUCGUCAUCGACACCAUUGAGGAGAUCUUUGAGAUGAACAAUGGCUGCAUCUGCUGCAACAUCCGCGGGGAUCUGGUUCGUGUGCUGGACAAGAUCCGCAAGCGCAAGAACAAGUUUGAUGCCAUCUUCAUAGAGACCACGGGCCUGGCCGACCCAGCACCCGUCGCUCACACCUUCUUCAUGGACGAUGGCAUGAAGGAGUCAUUCCGUGUGGAUGCCAUUGUCACCAUGGUGGACUGCAAGCACGUGAUGCUGGCAAUCAAUGACGACCGGCCCGUGGGCUGCCUGAAUGAAGCAGAGCGGCAGCUUGCCUUUGCUGACAAGCUCAUCCUGAAUAAGGUCGACCUGGCAACCAAGGAUGAGAAGAAGGAGGUGCUGGCGUGCAUCAAGGGUGUGAACCCUGGGGUGGAGAUCCUCGAGUGCGAGUAUGCAAAGGUCGAUGUGGAGAAAAUUUUGGACGCCCGUGCCUUUGAGUUUGGGAAGACUCUCACCGCUGAGCUGGAGGCCCGGGAUGCCGCUGGCAGCGGGUCUGACGAGGAGGACCACGUGCAUGACACGCGCGUCUCCUCGGUGGGAAUCGUGCUGGACGGUGAGCUCGACACCGAAAAGUUCCAGGAGUGGCUGAGCAAGCUGCUUUCAGAGCACGGCCCCGACAUCUUCAGGAGCAAGGGCAUACUCGCCAUGCACGGCACCGACGAGAAGCUUGUCUUUCACGGAGUGCACAGCAUCUUGCAGUUUGGCAGCUCGGCCGAGGGCAACGUCAAGGCUUGGGAGGAAGAUGAGCCCCGAGUGUGCCGCGCCGUGUUCAUAGGCAAGAAUCUGGACCGAGAGGCUCUGGACAAGGGCUUCAGGUCCUGCUUGGCUGUCGUGAAGCCCAGGAGCAAGGAGCCCAAGAGCAAGGAGCCCGAAGCAUAG